Tetrahymena thermophila SB210 is the source of this 1041-nucleotide messenger RNA. RefSeq names its product prenyltransferase and squalene oxidase repeat protein. Gene Ontology annotation, biological process: protein geranylgeranylation. NCBI's taxonomy places the organism in Eukaryota, Ciliophora, Oligohymenophorea, Hymenostomatida, Tetrahymenidae. The transcript has a single exon. Gene Ontology annotation, cellular component: Rab-protein geranylgeranyltransferase complex. Gene Ontology annotation, molecular function: Rab geranylgeranyltransferase activity. The record is from RefSeq and is a predicted model, not a curated record.
AUGAGUUAGGAAGAAGAAGAAAAGAAGCAAGACACUUAAGUAGAAAGCCAAACAAGUUAAGAAAAAUAAAGAAAUUUUUUGAGAAAGCAACACGAAGAGUACUUGCUAUCUUUAGAAAAGUCAAAAGACUUAGAUUCAAUAGGUUACUAUCUUACAGAACACUUACGUAUUGGAGGUGCUUAUUGGAGUCUAAAUGCUUUAGCUUGUUUAGGUAUUAAGCUACCUUAAGAAAAAGUAGAUAAGUUAGUCAAGUGGAUUUUAAGUUGCUAAAAUGAGGAUGGUGGCUUUGGUGGAAACACUCAGCACGAUUCUCAUAUAACUUCGACUCAUUAUGCAAUUUUGACAUUGAUUAUUUUUGAGGAAUUAAAUAAGGUCGAUAUUGACAAAGUUGUAGGGUAUAUCAAAUCUCUUCAGAAAGAGGAUGGAAGUUUUAUGGGUGAUACAUGGGGAGAGGUCGAUACUAGAUUUUCUUAUUGCGCUUUAAGCAGUUUAGCUCUAUUUAAUAGGUUAAAUGAAAUUAAUGUAUAGAAAGCAGCUGAAUAUGUAUUGAGAUGCAGAAAUUUCGAUGGUGCAUUUGGAGGUAGUCCAGAUGCAGAAAGCCAUGGAGCUUAUAUAUUUACAGGAGUUGGGGCUUUAACAAUAGCUGGAUAUUUAGACGCUUUUGACAAAGACUAGCUGGGAUUUUGGCUCUCUGAGAGGCAGACAAGUAAGGGAGGCUUUAAUGGUAGACCAGAAAAAUUAGCAGAUGUUUGUUACUCUUGGUGGAUUUAUUCAAGUUUUAGAAUGAUUUAAAGAGUUAAUUGGAUAGAUUGCUAAGGACUUGAGAAUUUCAUUCUCGAUUGUCAAGACUCUGAAGGAGGUAUUGCAGAUAGACCAGAGAAUUGUGUAGACGUUUUCCACACAUUCUUUGGAAUAGCAGCUUUGAGUCUUCUCAAUUAAUAAAAAUAUGAUUUAGUUCCCAUAGAUCCUACAUUUGCUCUACCUAAACCACUUUUAUUAAAAAACUUCCCUCAUCUUUCUCAUAUUGUGAAUACUUUGUGA